AUGGAGGCUGGAAACCAUCCCUCUCCAGACUCACGGCUCAGGCGAGCCGCCCAGAUCAGCCUUCUGAGGUCCAGCCUCUCCGCGGCGGUCCACUGCUGGCUCGCCAUCGGCCAAAUUAUCUACAGCCCUGCGCCCCUCAGCAACGAUUUCGUCUUCUUCGGCGUGCUCCUUCUCUACCUCCAGCUCGUCAUGUUGCUGGACGCCCUCGACACGACCGCCAGGCUGUGGCGACCGGGCCGGGGCAAGGCGCUGCUCAAGGCGGUGAUUGUAGGCUUCAGCACCGCGUUGGCGUACGCCAUUCUCGCGGCCGGGGGCUGUGCGCGCCAGGGCCAGUGGCUUUGGUGGGCGCUAGCCGGCGUCUUCGGCGGGGUCGGGGUCUGGCCCCCGGGUCCGGUAGCGGCUGGAGAGGACCGCGAAGACGGAUGA
Messenger RNA from Colletotrichum graminicola M1.001, 426 nucleotides. RefSeq lists its product as uncharacterized. The transcript has a single exon. NCBI's taxonomy places the organism in Eukaryota, Fungi, Ascomycota, Sordariomycetes, Glomerellales, Glomerellaceae. Bases 1 to 426 code for a protein of 141 amino acids. The record is from RefSeq and is a predicted model, not a curated record.